This is a messenger RNA of Melanotaenia boesemani (Boeseman's rainbowfish), 3406 nucleotides long. It is a transcript of the gene armc2, whose product is annotated as armadillo repeat containing 2. The coding region runs from base 174 to 2654 and encodes 826 amino acids. The record is from RefSeq and is a predicted model, not a curated record. The transcript is spliced from 18 exons. Gene Ontology annotation, molecular function: protein binding. Lineage: Eukaryota; Metazoa; Chordata; Actinopteri; Atheriniformes; Melanotaeniidae. Gene Ontology annotation, biological process: sperm axoneme assembly; cilium organization.
UGCAUCUUCAUGUCAGCCUGCUGCGUGCUCGGAGAAAAAAAUUUGUCUGUUUGGAGUUGUUUUCAGCUGCCAGUGUUUUUUUGUUUUGGCUGAAAAACAUCACUUUAAAAGCUGGAGUGUCAUCUGUCUCAAAUUUUAACCCGACAGGACUGUUAAUGGCCUGAAUCAUCUCCAUGGAGAAGAAAAAUGAGAUUUGCUGCCCUUUCAUCCCGCAGCACAACAGUUUGAGAAAAACAUGUGCUGAGAUAGUCAGUGAAGCCAGGCAGUCCCUGAGAGUUCAGUCCACCCAGAGACCAUUUACUCCAAGAGAUGUGCACCGACAACUUUUUAGGAGGAACUCUCAUCUAGCAGAUCAUGACUUCAGACCUCCAUCUACCUUUAGUCUUCAUGCUCAAAAUUUUGAUGCUUCGGACUCCAGACCAGGUUCAGGAACUCGUCUCUCUCCUCUGGACCAUAAACCAAAGUAUCCAGUCCCUAGUAAUGCUGAUGAUCCAUUUAAAGUCUUUCCUAAACCCCCCACUGACCCACUGGAAUUGAGGAGGGGACUGGCAGGAGCUCGGCCUCGCCUCCUCAAGACUGGAUCUCUGACAUCAUUGCCGUCUUUGGAAGCAAACAAAGAUGUGAAAGAAAGAUUAAAUCAAGGCCCAGGACAAAGUCACCUGUUAGCUCUACAUCUUUCCAGUACAGACCACUCAGACAGUGCAGUUCACAGUGGUCCUCUGAAGCCUGGCCCAAGCAGAACGGCAAGUGAAAGUAGAAUAGUGCAGCCUGUUGACUCAGACGUCAGAGCCACAGAGUGCAGAGAAGAGCGGAGAACAGAGCUGGGGUAUCGGCACAACACCACAAGCACAGAGCAGGAUACAGACUCAUUGGUGUGGAAUAAUGCAAUUUUUCCUCUUCUUCAAGAGCUUGAGAGUGUGGCUGCAGGCAGCUCUGAGGGCUCGGUGGACCAUCUGUGUGAUUUGUGUGACCGUCUCCACGGCACGUUGGCAGACACAGACAUGCUCGGUCGACGCUGUAAGAGGAGGUCGGGGAUACUACGAACACUGUUCCGGCUCAUCGACCUCAACUCUGCCCACCUCAACCUGCACAUUGCCAAGCUCUGUCUCGCUCUGUGUGUCAGUGGAAAAAAUCUGCUCAACAUCUGUAAGCUCAUCUUUCAGAUCAGCCGAAGUGAAAACAACGACAUCCUCUUCAACAGCUCUGUUAUUGACUCAUUGCUGGGCGUGCUGAGCAAGGAGGAUGUGUGUGUAUCAGGAGAAGCUUUGCUCUACUGUGUUGGUACUUUGAAGUUUAUCUCUGGGAACUCUACUAUCCUCAGGCUUUUGCUGGAUAAGAAUUGUAUUGGUGUAGCUCAAAAACUCAUCCAGAAGCUCUGUGCAGUAGAAGACACCAACUUUACUAUAGCAGGGCACAUCCUUUUACAGCUGACGGCCACCCUGAGGAACCUUGCUGAUCAUCCCGAUUCUCGUUCGCUCUUUGUUUCCUUCUCUAUACUGCCAGCGCUCUGUGUGGUACUGCGUCAUCACUGUAGAGACAGAGACAUCUGUACAAACAUUUCCAGAAUUUACAGUAAGCUCUCCUCUUACUCUGUGUGCUGUCUGGCUCUGGCCGAGACCCAUGAAUGCUACCCAUUAUUUUUGGAACUGCUGGGCAAACAUCAUCAAAAACAGGACCUUGUUGUACGUCUUCUCUUUACCCUUGGGAACCUCACAUCCAAAAGCGAUGAGCCUCGGCUCGAGCUCUAUCAGUGUGAAGGCUGCAUGGAAAUGCUCCUCCAAAUUUACAACACCUACCAGAGGAAAGACAUGUUACCCCACACUCCCAUGCAGAAAGGUGCCCGUUUCUCCAGUGAUUCUGCCAUUCCUCCCAUCAAUGCGAAGGAGGCGGAUGACGUGUUGGUGAAGUUGGUCAGGGUGCUGGCGAACAUGUGCAUCCACCCCGCAGUUGGUCCAUUGCUGGCCACGAACAUAACCUGCAUUCAGCUUCUGAUGGAGACACUGGAGCUGAAGUCUGUACAGGAGAGCAAGGAAUUGAUGGUGAAUGUUGCUGCCACCAUCAAUAACUUGUCAUUCUACCAGGAAGAAAACUCAGAGAUCAGACGCAAUCGGCUCGCCAUCGCAAAGUUGAUGUUGAAGUUGGUGCUUAGCUCCUGUAUGGACGUCAUGCUAGAGGCCGCCCGUGUCUAUGGAAACUUGUCACAGUACAAAGAUGUGCGGGAUUUCAUCAUGCAAAACAAAGUUUACCAGUUUGUGGUGAUGCUGCUUGACUCAAAGAGCAAUGAGAUGUGUUUUUCAGCCUGCGGGGUUUUGACCAACCUGGCUGUGGACCCUCCCAACAGGAUCUGUCUCACACUAGAGGGGGCUACUGCCAAGCUGGUGGACUGUCUGAGAGACUUUGGACCAGGUGACUGGCAGCUGGCAGGUCAGGCCUGUCAGGCUGUGUGGAACCUGACUGGUGGCUCAAUGAAGCUGUUAGACACACAGGAAAGAGAAACACUUCUGGAGAUUCUCACAACAUACUUAGAUGAAGAACAGGCUCUGAAGUGGAUUGAAAAUGAAGAAGCAAGGAGCUUCCACAGGACUUGCUGGGAGGUAGAGUUUCUACCUUCUGCUCAGAAACUGGUACAGGGGUUCUCCAGUCUCCAGACCUGACAACCUGACAUAAAACCAGUCCAGCUAUAGUGUUAUUAUAGAACCCUUUGCCUUAGUCAUAUAAUAAAUUUAUAUUUUUCCAAAUAUUCACCUCAUGUGGAUGUUCUAAAAGUGGCUGUGAACAUUUGCAGUUCUCCUUUCAUGGAGAAAGAAAUUACUUUGAAUUAAAAUAUUUUAAAAACAACUUGAAACAAUGAGGUGCAGGAUGACUCUCAAUGUUGUUUUGCUGUAAGUAUAACCUUCCAAGUAUGUUCAGUAUGCUCCAGUCAUCAUUUUACCAUCUUGUGACAAACAUUUUACAGCCUACAGAUGGUGAAUAUGAAACCCAUCGUAAACUAAAUGUUUAGGGUCUACAGUUUAGGUUUUAAAUGUCAUUAAGCAGAGUAUAAAAAGAAGAAUAUUAAAUGAUAACAAAAAGUAAAAAGUAUGUUUGUAAAAACUUACCAGAUUAUUUUUUAAAUCCUUAGUUUUUAAUAUCUGCACACACAUUUUUAAUCCUCCUGUUUUUGUUACUUUCAUGCACUUUAAGAAAAGCUUACUGAAACAUGAAUUUAUUGGGAUACUUACAUGUACUUUUUGAACACGCUCUUUACACAUAGAACAAUUAUCUUGAACUUGAUUUCAGGUUGUGACGGGAUUUUAAUGAUAAUGUGAUCAAACAAGUGACAGACCUGUAAUUUACCUCUUAGGUAAAUCUUGUAUCAUCUGUAACUGUGUGGAAUUUGAGCUUGUGUAUAAUAAAGCUGAGCAAA